AUGCCACACGCCCCCAAGCCCAAGCCCUCCGCUGAGGAACGGGCCCCUCGCAAGAAAAAUCGCGCCCCCGCCCCGUCUUCCACUCAACCCAACCACGCCUUGGCCCCCGGUUCAAAAUCCCGACAGCCGCGCGCUCCUGCACCAGUCGAAGAGGACACCGACUCCGACGACGAGGAUGCUCGAGUGCCCACGAAGAUGCACGGCGCCUCUGCGCCGAGCUCCACUCGAUCGGCGGGCAGCAAACUGUCCAGCUCGGGCCCGCAUGAUGUCUACGAGGACGAGGACGACAGCACCAGCCGCCCAUCAAAAAGGCGCCGUACAGGCCCUACGACACACCAAAGCGACGACGAUCAGUGUCUACAUCUAGCACUGUAUGCCGUCCGCUCGGGCGGCCUCUUUCUGAACUUCGACAGCUGCCUCCAGGUCGGGGUCUACCGCGCCCUCGACACCCUCGAAGGCACUUCGCUUCGUGCCCUCAGCGCUUCAGCAAAGCGCGAUUAUAACGAUAUGAAAGAUCACGAGGUCGAUUAUUGCGACCGGCUAUGGCAGUGGAUCAGCGACCACUGUCGAUACUUCUCCGAGGUUAUUCGGGCGCCUGGAAGGUUCUCGGAACUCAGCGAUCGCGUUACAUGGAUCUCGACAAAAAUCGGUAUACAUCGCAGCAACGACAUCAAGAACACGAAGUUCUACAUCAACCAGAUCGCAGCUCACAACGCCGACGUCGGCCUCGACAACACUGUCCAUCACAACGCCGAUCGGGCGCUGCUCGGGUUCUCACACAAGGAGCUCGCGCGCCUGCUCGUCCCAGCAACAUAUCUCAGUCAAUACCUAGAGGACGAAGACACAAUACGCUUACAAAUUAAGAACGACAGUGCGCCCUUCACUGUUCGUUCGGGUCUGCUCCCCUCGUUCCUGUACAGCGGUAAGAAAUACUGUGGCGACAAAUUCGAUCCUGAACAUCCGUGGCGAGGGCUCUGCGAUGGCUAUGCCCUAUCGCGCUUUUUGAAGAUGAUUCUUAUUCGGCAUAAAGCCGUAUGCGAGCCCAACGCGUCCUCGCUCAUCAACCCACGCAGCAACUGCAUGCUGAUGGAGACGCCGGUCGUAAUGCGAGAGCACAUCGCGUACUCGUUAGUCAUACUUCGCUUUGUUAUGUCUUCGGUGCCUUCAUGGCCCUCGAACGACGCCGCGUACAAUUUUGCACGCGCGCAUCGUUACUUCCUCGAGUGGAUGCACGAUGACCGCGUCAAGAAGCACGUUGACGCUAUGGUCGCCCGCGUUAAUAAGAAAGUGUUCGGACAUGAAGAAGGCUACAAGCCUGGGCAAUGCUACGACGAAGACGCAUCCGACGACGAGGAGAACGACUUCGACCGCCUCUUAUGUCGUCUCCCGACCGCCUCUCCAAGCCCGACUCUCGAUCGCGCACCACGGCUGCGAACCGCCGACCUUCAAGUCGAACUCGGCGAUGAUACAACACUGGACGACCUGGCCGACUGGCGCACAGACAGGCCCGACGACACCGAGCCCAUCUCAACAACGGGCAAGUCGUCUUCCACCCGCAAAAAUUCCUCACGACCUCCUUCGACGAGGAGCGAUUCCUCAGAUGAGGACGAGGACGAGGACGAGCCGGGGAGCGCUGUCAAAGCCCCCACCAUCGCCCCCCACCCUCCUCCAUCUACUCGCAGUCAGCCAAAAAGGACCAAGGGCCCAGUGGACAGCCAGCCCGCCGCCAUCUCGAGCAGCAAAAAUUCUGCAGAGGAUGGCGGCGUGGACUCCGAGCUCUCCUCCAUCGAAGAAGAUGAGCCGCCGCCACUGUCUCUCUCGCCGCCCCCUGUCCCGCCGCCGUCCCCCUUGCCGCCCCCUAUCGAGCCGCCGGCCAAGAUCGUCCAGACGAGGUCAAGGGCCCCCCGUAUUACAACAGGCAGAAAGUCGCCGAGGAAGCACGGUAACUAG
Molecule: messenger RNA, 1950 nt
Organism: Coniophora puteana RWD-64-598 SS2
Lineage: Eukaryota; Fungi; Basidiomycota; Agaricomycetes; Boletales; Coniophoraceae
Exons: 8
Coding region: 1-1950 (649 amino acids)
Source: RefSeq, a predicted model, not a curated record